GGGUAGUUGAACGCUAGCGUUACGCCUAGCUGCGACUCGUCCAACAUGGCUGGCCAGGAAGAUCCAGUGCAAAGAGAGAUUCACCAAGACUGGGCGAAUCGAGAGUAUAUUGAAGUCAUUACGAGCAGCAUCAAAAAAAUCGCCGACUUUCUUAACUCCUUUGAUAUGUCAUGUCGGUCCCGUUUGGCCACUCUGAAUGAGAAGCUGACGGCGUUGGAGAGGAGGAUUGAAUAUAUUGAAGCAAGAGUGACAAAAGGAGAGACCUUGACCUAGAGACUCAUCAUGGAACGUCAAAGCAUCCUAGAGCUACCUGCCCAUCUCCCACCCUGACAUUUUGGAAUUAGUGUGAUGGAUUCCACCCUCCUUUUUACAGGAACAUGUGGACCAGUUUUAUAUUAUAUGGCCUGGUUUUGUGUUGUUUUAUUUCAUGCCACAUUUGUAAAGAAUAUUUUGGUCUGUCUUGGGUGUCAGUGACUCAAGCAUCAUCAAUGUUACAAAACAAAAAUAACCUCCAUAAUCAUUGGUUUUAAAAAACAUAGUAUGGAGUUUGGUUCUGGUGUCAGCACAACUUGUCGGACCAUCUGUGUUGUACACAGUGUCAUUACCACAGCAGAGCUUUUAUGAAGGGAACAUCCUUGUGUGCCAAGUCGAACAAGUAAUUGUGUAGUCAUCUUUAUUAAGAACCUUCUUGUACAGUGAACUGUUUGGUGAUGUUUCAGGAUUUAAAUACUGUAAUAAAUGAUUAACAUUGA
Molecule: messenger RNA, 752 nt
Organism: Scomber scombrus (Atlantic mackerel)
Lineage: Eukaryota; Metazoa; Chordata; Actinopteri; Scombriformes; Scombridae
Gene: brk1
Product: BRICK1 subunit of SCAR/WAVE actin nucleating complex
Exons: 3
Coding region: 46-273 (75 amino acids)
Biological process (GO): actin filament organization; cell motility; regulation of actin polymerization or depolymerization
Cellular component (GO): SCAR complex
Molecular function (GO): protein-containing complex binding
Source: RefSeq, a predicted model, not a curated record